Mastomys coucha (southern multimammate mouse) is the source of this 3185-nucleotide messenger RNA. RefSeq names its product probable G-protein coupled receptor 141. Gene Ontology annotation, biological process: G protein-coupled receptor signaling pathway. Gene Ontology annotation, cellular component: membrane. The coding region runs from base 400 to 1299 and encodes 299 amino acids. Gene Ontology annotation, molecular function: G protein-coupled receptor activity; oxysterol binding. The transcript has 2 exons. The record is from RefSeq and is a predicted model, not a curated record. Lineage: Eukaryota; Metazoa; Chordata; Mammalia; Rodentia; Muridae.
CCUAAAAGCAGGAUGAGAAACAGCGCUGGAAAAUCCCUCUACAGUUUUCAUUUUAACUUUGUGAAUAGUCGUUGGGAGUGGAAACAAAAUCUUUGUUUUGAAUCUGCCCCACUGUCGAGAGAAUGUCCGUUUGAACUCAGAAGCUUAAUUUAUCAGAACUCUGCAUCUUGUCUGUUGCUCUUCUUGAGCCUUCAGUGCAAGGCUUGAGCUAGUCCCUCCACUCAUCACCUGACGCAUGGCUGUGUUGACAGUUGAGCUAGGAGAGUCUUGGUUCUAGCAACUGCAUUUUCUGCCUACUUUGAUGUAGAACCGCAGAUGACCACGGUGCCUUGAGUUUUACACCAGAAUCGAUCUCAACUAGAAGAAACAGUUUGUGAUCUAAUUUCUUCACGAUCAACCAUGGAUGUGAUGAAUGUAGCCAUCGUGUCAAAUGGCUCAAGUGUGGUGAUGCCUACAGCUGAGCAAGUCUGUGAUGCUCACUGCAGAGCCAUUCUGACAACAGCCUACAGUGUAGUCUUAUUUGGAGGCACCGUUGGAACAGUUAUGAUGUCACACAUGAUGUUCAAGAGGAAUAGCCAAUCAGCAAUUGCCACAAUCAUCAUUAAUAUCAUUGUUCUGCACUCCCUUCUCCUGAUUAGUCUGCCAUUCCGCCUCAGCUACUAUCUCUCAGCAGUCUGGAAGCUUGGGUCUUUUACCUGCCGAAUGGUUAGUGGCAUCAUAUAUGGCCAUAUGUACCUUACCUUUGUAUUUUACGUUGCCAUUGUUACACUUCGGUUGCUCAUCUAUUUUAAGAAGCUCCAAAUGCAACAGUUACAAAAGUUCCAUGCUGUGGCUCUAAGUGUUAUUAUUUGGAUGGCAGGAAGCUUCAUCUUUUUACCAAUAUUUUUUUUACAGUAUGGCACAGAUCCAAGUUAUACGGAACAACAACGGUGCUUUGAGUUUCAUAAAUCUCUCAACUGCAGAGACAUCAUCAUCAUAAACUACUCUAUAAUAAUUAUUAUGAUGACAACAGUUCUGGUCCUUUUUCUGAUACAGCUGGCUGUCAUUCUUCGUUUGAUAAAAGCCCAUUGGCCUGAUAUGUGGGCCCAUCAAGAGUACAGAGCUCAAAUCAAGAGUUUUUUCUUCCUGUUGGUCAUAGUUGUCUGCUUUAUACCCCACCAUGCAUUCAGGGUAUAUUUUAUUCAAAAUUAUCCAGAGCAAGAAAAUUCUAAGUUAAUACUGUACAAUGAAAUCUGUGUUGCUUUAACAGCCUUCUGCUGCCUGGAUAUGUUAUGUUUCAUAGGUGGUGUCAUCCAUUAGACCUUCCCAUGCUCUUUCUGUGAUUGGUUUAUAGGUCAUCAUGAUGAAGAGCACUUCAGCUGAAUAGAUAAGAGUGCUGUUAUCAUAUUUUAAAUUUUCAAGUCUCUGCUCCUGAACAUCAGAUUUUUGGUUUCUCUUAGCCACAAUUGUUUUCUUACAAAAACUUAAUCAACCCUAGUCAUCUACUUUUCCUUUUACAGGUGCUUACAGGUUCCAAAUGUAACCCAGAAUAUGUUGGAUUUCUUAGCUGUACCAAACACACCAUUCCUUCCUUUUUCCAUUUCAUUCAUUAUUCACUUUAGCCAAGUACAUCUAUGUGUUCUCCCCAUACUCCUGAGACUUUUAGUCUACCAAGUUUUGCUCUGAAUGUGUUCAUUUCCCCAUUCCUGUCCACCAAAAUUUAGAUAACCUAUAGUUAUAAAUGAAAAUACCUUAAUCUAUUCAAAUUAAGAUUUCCUGCUGGUAUUGGCACUGGGAGGAGAGUAUUACCUUCAACACAGUGGUCAAGAGAAUUAGAGGAAACUCUUCUAAGAGACUGGGCAUCGAUGUGGUCCAUUCUGAUGAGUCACAGAACGGACUUGGAAGCCAGGGGUUACCUCCUGAUCUACCUUUAGUACAAAGCAGUAAAAGACAUUGGAAAUGACAAAAACAAAAACAAAAACAAAAACAAAACAAAAAGACAAAAAAAACAACAACCAACCAACCAACCACCACCAACAACAACAAAAAACCCUACCACCACCACCAUCACCACCAACAACAAAAACUGGACUGGCCUGAGCUUGCCAACAGACUCUGGUAACAAACCUUGCAGGCCAUAUAGCUCCUUUUAUAUUUUUUCAAGACACCCUAUGCUUUCAAGAACCAUCAUAUAAUUAAAAGGAGCACUCAUGUCUGCCACACUCAAUAAAAGUAAUCAAGAUAACUAACUUGGAUUCUGUCUAUAUCAUAUAGAAACUCACAUGUACUUAUUCUUUGCUUAUAAUAGUGCAUCCUUGAAGAGUGUAUCUAAUUAACACAACGAUCAAACAAUUCUCUGAUGAUUAAUAGGUAAGCAUAGUUAAUAGAAAUAAAUUUUGGAGUCAUGUGGAGAGCUCACCAGAGAAGAUGGAGAACUGUGUUUAAUAAUCAUUGAACUUUGGGUCAAAUAUGUGCAAUCCUUUCCAUGGAUUCUGUGAAAGAGUACUAAACAUGUAGGACUGAGUAUUAGUUCUUUGCUUUCAUAAUUCAGGGACAACUUAUACAGUACAAUUUUAAGACACUGUUGUUAUAGCUGGGAAUGGAGUACAUCCUGACAAAGCUCAUGUAUUGAAAGUUUGGUCCUCAUGUUGAUGUUCUAGAAAUUUUAGGAAGCAAGACCUACCCAAGAGGAGGUAGGUCAAUGGUUAUUCCUCUCUCAAUUUUAUGCUUCUAGUUUCACAUAGAUCAAGAAGGCUCUUUGCUGCAUCCCUUUUACAUGAAUAUUUUACUCAUGUGUAUAAUAUCAAACUAUGAUAUAAAAGCAAUCCUCCUUUAACUUGUUCUGUUAGUAAUUUGGUUAUAAUAUAAAGUGAUUAAUAAAAAAUGGCUCGUUGUUUCUUGAAGCUUUGGAACUGGUUUAUGGGUAGAAAUUUGGAAGAACUAGGAAAUUCAGCCUAGAAAGGUUCUAAAAUGCAGUAUUUAAUGGAUGUUCUAGUGGGAGUUCAGAAGACCAAAUAUUGAUAGAGAUAUUGACUUUUAUGAACAGACUUAUGAAGUUAAGGAUAAGACUAGAAACUCUCUGGGAAUUGUACCUAAUGCCAUAUAUGCUAGUUAUGACAAAGCCUACAUUUUGUCUAUAUCUGUAUGUGUCAGACUGUUUAAAUCUGAUGGACUAAUAAAUUUGGUGAAUGAAAUGUCAGACAGUA